AAAUGUUUUCUAUUUAUAUACACACACUCAACAGAGAAACAAAACACACAAACCAUAAAAAAAUGUCUAUGUCUAAGCAAAAUGUGCUUGUGCUUGCACUUCUUCUAAUGUUUGCUAUGCUUUUACCACCAAUUCAAAGCUUGAAACUAAAAGCAGGGAAUUGGGGCAAAACAUUUCCAAAAAAGAACCAAGAAUCAGAAACAAAUCUUCAAUUCUAUUUCCAUGACACACUAAGUGGGAAAAAUCCAAGUGUUGUUAAGAUAGCUGAACCACUAGACAAGACUCAGUCAUAUGUAACACGGUUUGGAACCAUAUUUAUGGCAGAUGAUCCAUUAACGGAAACAUAUGAUCCGAAAUCGAAGUUAGUUGGCCGGGCACAAGGGAUUUAUGCGUCGUCGUGUCAACAAGAGAUCGGGCUUCUUAUGUCGUUGAGUUACGUGUUUGUCGACGGGCCUUAUAAUGGUAGCACUUUUACUCUUGUUGGGAAAAACUCUGCUGCCAACCCUGUUCGUGAGAUGCCUAUUGUUGGUGGUACUGGGCUUUUUCGAAUGGCCCGUGGGUAUGCUAUUGCGAAGACUCAUUGGGUUGAUUUAACUACCGGUGAUGCUAUUGUUGGCUACAAUGUCACUCUCAUUCAUUAGAUUUACAAUUUAUAAAUAAAUAAAUAAAUAAAUCACUUAAUAAUACUACUUAUGAACAUUCUUUUCAUAAGAGACAUCUGAUUCAACAAAAUUUGAUAUAUUUGGAUAUAUCAACUUUGGUCGAUGGCAUGUGUCUCUAUAAAAAGAACGGAAGAGAGUAUUAUAAUAGAUUUAUCAAUCUUUAUAUUCUUCUUAUAUUGUGCACACACGGACAUAUCCACAUUGUUCUUGUUAGAUUUUCCUACAUCAAUGUAUGUUUUGUUUUUGUUUUCCUAAUUAAUGUAGCUUUUUGGCCAUGUUCUGAGUUAUAAAUAUACAUCUUUUACAAAUUGGCAUUGUAGACACAAAAUAAAUAAACUCAAACAUGUAUGAUCUGAAUGUGUUUGGUCUUGUAUGAAAAGGACCAUAGUAUCCUGUGUUCAUCAAUUUCUCUAGAUGAUUAUCUAUCUUUAUUCUCUCUUAA
Trifolium pratense (red clover) is the source of this 1104-nucleotide messenger RNA. RefSeq names its product dirigent protein 23. Bases 3 to 641 code for a protein of 212 amino acids. The record is from RefSeq and is a predicted model, not a curated record. The transcript has a single exon. NCBI's taxonomy places the organism in Eukaryota, Viridiplantae, Streptophyta, Magnoliopsida, Fabales, Fabaceae.